AUGGUUCAGUCGUACCCGCACUCGUCUCAGGCUGCUGGCACUUCGAUUCGUUUUAUUAAUGAUGCGGACAAGCCCCUUUACGGCAUUCGCAACAAGGAAAUCAUUGCAACAAACAACCCAACAUGUCUUAGUGGUGAAGGACUUUCAUCACACGAGGAUGCUUCGACUUUUGCUGCUGCAAAGUACAUCUCAGCUCACGCCGACCCGGUAUUCACGAAGUUGUGGGAACAAGACUUAGGCAAUGAUGUCACCAAUCUCAUCUUAGCUGCUCUCCCUGAUACCGAGCGGUGGACCCUAGCAGUGUUUCGCCUUGGCUUUGCUCGGAAUUAUUCAAAUAAUCCGAUUGUAAUCACUAUUACUAUUGGCGAGGAAGACUCUGCGGUGCACUCAUCAAUCCAAGAGCUGAUCAGUGGUAUUGCCGCAUUGCCUAGUUUGCAGUCAUAUGAUGAAAAAGUCUAUGUUGAUGUUUGCAGAUCCGGUUCAGCAUGA
Molecule: messenger RNA, 489 nt
Organism: Cadophora gregata
Lineage: Eukaryota; Fungi; Ascomycota; Leotiomycetes; Helotiales; Ploettnerulaceae
Exons: 2
Coding region: 1-489 (162 amino acids)
Source: RefSeq, a predicted model, not a curated record